CAGGAAGCUGUUCGUUGGGAUGCUAAACAAACAGCAGACGGAGGAGGACGUGUACCGUCUUUUCGAGCCCUAUGGAGUCAUCGAGGAGUGCACUGUGCUACGAGGUCCGGAUGGAAAUAGUAAAGGCUGCGCCUUUGUAAAGUUCUCCACACACGCCGAAGCUCAGUCCGCAAUCAGCGCCCUGCACGGCAGUCAAACCAUGCCAACUGGCUCCGAUUCUCUCCUCCCUCAGGGUGCGUCGUCCAGCCUGGUGGUCAAGUUUGCCGACACGGACAAGGAGCGCACCAUCCGCCGCAUGCAGCAGAUGGUGGGCCAGUUUGGCAUCUUCAACCCUGCUAUCGCCCUGCCCUUCAGCACCUACAGCACCUACGCACACGCGCUGAUGCAGCAGCAGGCGGCCCUCAUGGCUGCCAGUCACGGAGGCUACCUGGCGCCCAGCGUGGCCUUUCCAACUACCCAGAUCCACCAGAUGGGGGCGCUCAAUAUCAACAGCCUGCCACCCACCCCCAUGACCCCGGUGUCGGGUGAGUUUCAUCAGACACUGGGCCUCAGCUCACCGCCUGCCAACAUCACCACAUCUGGCGUCCCCAGCAUCGUCACUCCUAUCGUCAACGGCUUUACCAGCAUCCCUCACCAGCCCAACGGACACCCUGCGGUUGAGGCCAUGUACACCAACGGACUGCCCCCUUACUCCACCCAAAGCCCCACAGCUGCGGACACCCUACAACAGGCUUUCACCGGGGUGCAACAAUAUACAGCCAUCUACCCAGCAACCACACUGACCCCUAUUGGCCAAAGCUUGCCUCAGCCUCCACAAGUCAUUCAACAACAGCAGCAGAGAGAAGGUGAGGGACCAGAGGGCUGCAAUCUCUUUAUCUACCACCUACCACAGGAAUUUGGUGACAACGAACUCAUGCAGAUGUUCCUCCCAUUUGGUACGGUCAUCUCCUCCAAGGUCUUCAUGGACAGAGCCACCAACCAGAGCAAAUGUUUUGGCUUCGUGAGCUUCGACAACCCAGCAAGUGCUCAGGCUGCCAUCCAGGCCAUGAACGGCUUUCAGAUCGGCAUGAAGAGGUUGAAAGUGCAGUUAAAACGGCCGAAGGAUGCGAGCCGCCCGUAUUGACAGGGCUCCACCCACACAGGGCUCUCAGCAACAGCACAGGAUUUGAAGAGCGGCAUCGCAGAAGGAAUUGAACUUUUUUUCUUUCAAAACUAACAAGAACAACACGAGUGGAUUUUUUUGAAGACAUAUCAGCAUUUAUUUUAGGAAGAUGGCCGGGAUAGAGGAGGCGGGAUUGCAGGCGAACCGGCACCCGUGGACAAACCACAGUCAGCACAGCGCACGGAAGACAAGUGGAAGAUCUCUCUAAAGACAAGAGAACUCAACAUGUCCCGUCUCUCGCUGAGCUUCGCACCGUCAAGUCAAGCAACGAACAAAAAGAAAAAAAUAAACGAGCGAGAACAACUUUGAUUUCUAUAUACAUAUUAUACACACAUAUGCUAUUUAAAGGAAGAGGCGCUUAUGGCUUUUAUUACACUGGACAAAUGAGGGUUAAACUUGAAGACCAAGAUAAAAUGCAGUGGAAAAAAAGAAGCUCUUCUUGUCCCGCUAGUGGACUUUCUUUCUCUUUUCCUCUUACCUUUUCUUCUGUCACCAUCUUUCCGCAAACGCAGGACAUUCUGUGGUCACAGAGGUUUCCAUGCCCUCAGUGAAACUGAUCAAUCUUUCACCCCAAAGGGACCAAAGGACCAAACAUUUUUAUUCCUCAACAGAAAUAUAUGGUAUUAAUAACAAUACUAAUACUGCAAACUACUACUAACGACAUAAGUUUAAAGAAAGAAAGAAAAAAAAAAAGCAUAAAUAUUCGCUUCAGGUCGGAAGAGGAAAGGGAUUUUUGAUUUCUUUUCCUUUUACAUUUCUAGCUACUGGGUUUCAGAAUAUUUAAACAAAAUAGAAAAACGAAGACAAAAAAAAUAAUAAGUAUUUUAAAAGCUAUACUAUUUUAGUGGAGUAGAAUAGGUGGAUUGGAGAUUGUUAGGAGCAUGUUCAGCCAUGAAGAAAAAAAA
Messenger RNA from Carassius auratus (goldfish), 2067 nucleotides. RefSeq names its product CUGBP Elav-like family member 5. The transcript is spliced from 9 exons. The coding region runs from base 20 to 1123 and encodes 367 amino acids. The record is from RefSeq and is a predicted model, not a curated record. Gene Ontology annotation, molecular function: RNA binding. Lineage: Eukaryota; Metazoa; Chordata; Actinopteri; Cypriniformes; Cyprinidae.